Ostrea edulis (European flat oyster) is the source of this 2692-nucleotide messenger RNA. Its product is annotated as proton-coupled folate transporter-like. The coding region runs from base 1064 to 2584 and encodes 506 amino acids. The record is from RefSeq and is a predicted model, not a curated record. The transcript has 2 exons. Lineage: Eukaryota; Metazoa; Mollusca; Bivalvia; Ostreida; Ostreidae. Gene Ontology annotation, molecular function: transmembrane transporter activity. Gene Ontology annotation, cellular component: membrane. Gene Ontology annotation, biological process: transmembrane transport.
UGAGACGGGCCGGGUUAUUUAUCUGAGUGAGGAUGAGGCGGACCGGAUUAUUUAUCUGAGUGAGGAUGAGGCGGGCCGGGUUAUUUAUCUGAGUGAGGAUGAGGCGGGCCAGGUUAUUUAUCUGAGUGAGGAUGGGGCGGGCCGGUUUAUUUAUCUGAAAGAAGAUGAGACGGCUUAUUUUAGAUUUUUUUUUUAUUAAUAACUAGAAUUCAUUGACUGGAAAAACCUCGCAAAAUCUAUCUAAUUCCCACAUUCUAAUUCCCAGCACGAAAUCAUCACAAACUGUUUAUACAAAAUGUUCAUAUUGUAUUAUACGGGCAGUGAGGAUACGUCUAUAGCUAUUUCAAGACAACAGAUGACGACGUAUAACUAUUCAUGAAUUUUGUGUAAGAUACUUGCACGCCUACAACCAUGGCUCAGUACAUAAUCGGGAAAUUAGUUCUAAUUAACCUCAUGCUAAUUACAGAAUAAAGCCCUCUUGACGUAGAUGUCAACAACACGUAAGAUGAUAUGAAACUAUCUAAAAACAUUUUAAUUGUAUUCUUAAAUGAAAUGUUUCGAGGAGUUUUUGUUUUUUUGUUGUUUUUUUUUGUCUUAAAUGUUUUAUGACAAAUCUGUUGUAAUUUGUUACUUGAAAAUAAGUUAAGAGAAGAGCUUCUCCCUUCAAAAAUCAUCUGAUUAAAGAGUCAUUUUAUAAUGACAAUAAAUCGAAUCUGUGGUGUAAUGGAAGUGUGGAAAUCAAAUAUUUCAUCUCUCUGCAACAACAUGUAUUAUAUGAAUUUAUCAGCUUACGCCGAAUAUUUCACGGAGCGUUAGACAACACGAGCUCGUCAAUCGAUAAGCAUCGCUCUCUUCUCCGACCUGUUCCGUGUAGGAGUAUUCGGAAAGGCAUUGGCUAAUGUCGGUUUACGUCAUAAAACCAACGUUAAAUGAAAUAUAUGGAGAGUGGAUUCCAAAAUUUCUCGGCUCCAUUGAUAAUUCUGCGGACCGGAUAAGCGUUACGCCGAGGAAUAUUUUUGUUUCUGACAACAGAAGAGAAAAAAGAGGAUAAACUGCCCUCACCAUGAAGUUAACGAUGUUUUCCUGUGGAUUCAGUUUUAUCGUAGUAGACAUAGUCUUUUUCCUUUACAAAACUGGCGAGUCCAUGUUGGACGCAACAACUCGACCGUAUUUGAUUCGUGCCGUGUGCUACGAAAUGUUCAAGGACGAGAGCGCUAGAAACGAAACCACGUGUAUGAAUUUAGACCAAUACCCCAUACUAGAAGACUAUAUUCAAAGUUUGUCAGGGGAUUAUUUGAUUUACUACAGAUUGCUUUUAAAUAUACCCGCCAUUGCCUUAUCGUUGUUCUGUGGUUCAUACAGUGAUCGCUAUGGCAGAAAAAUACCCAUCCUGCUACCAAGUUUAGGGAGUGUGUUCGCCGUGAUGCUGUACAUUGCCAGUAACAUGGUGCCGGAACACAGGAUAGCGCUCAUUCUAGGAGGCUCUGCUCUACAGGGAUUUUUUGGUAAAAGCUCCGUGAUAACUAUGGCUGUAAAUAGCUUCGUGUUCGAUUUGUCGGAGGCGGGAGAUCGCACCCGGAAUCUUGGGAAACUUCUGGCUAUGAACUUUUUCGGAUUAUUUAUGGGAUCGUUGCUCUCUGGCAUUUUUCAGGAUGUCCUUGACCUUAAUGCCGCUCUUGUGUCUGUCGUUGUUCUUCAUGGAGCUUCCAUUCUGUUCACGAUAUUUCUAGUGGAUGAAACGGUGGAACGGAAUGAGAUCGAGGAUGAUAUGAACUCGUCAUGUGAGCUGUGUGAAGUGUUCAAACCAUCAAACAUUAAGGAGACGCUAGCUGUAAUGUUCAAGCCUCGUUCUGGAAAUAACAGGGCCAUUAUUCUGAUGCUGUUUAUGUUUUCUUUAGUAAAUCAGACAUGUAAGGUUGGAGAGAUGGAUAUAAACCUUCUAUUUGUUACUAGGAGCCCUCUAAGCUGGUCUAAGUCUUGGUAUGGCUAUCUGUUGUCCCUCGACUACGCGGUGAUGGGGCUGUGUUUGUUUAUUUUUCUGCCAUUGUUCUCCAAUAAGUUCAUGCUUUCAGAUGUUACCAUAAUGAUGCUAGGAAUCGGUUGUAAAUUCGUGCGGUUGAUAUGGGCGGGAUUCUGUGACCAAUCAUGGAUGGUGUUUGUUUCUGUUGCUAUAGGAGCAAUGGCGGGAAUGAUAACUUCCGCUCUCCGCUCUUUGAUCAGUAAAGCCGUGCACGUGGACGAGGCAGGAAAGAUGUUUUCUCUCCUCUCCUGUGGUGAAACAUCGUCCAAAUUCCUUGGAACACUGAUAUUUGUUAAUCUCUACAGCGCCACUGCUCACAUAUUCCCCGGCAUAGCAUUUAUAGUAGAGGCCCUAGUAUACUUAAUUCUGUUAGGCAUUCUAGUGCUCAUGUUUAAACAGCUGCGAGAUCUUCAGAGCUAUGACUUGAUGCAAUCGCUCAAAGAUCAAACAGGCUAUGGUACUACCGGAAGUCACAAAUCAAAUAAAAAUAAAAUGCUACCGGAAAUAGAUGAGAUGGAGGAAAAUCAAGCCCACCCGUCCAUGUACCCCGCCAGCACACCGUGAUCACGUGAUUAGAACCCCGGCAAUUUCUUUAUCAUGUCGUUUACCAGUGUUCAAUACUAGAAAUCAAACGAGACUGACUGUAGAUGAAUAAAAGAUGCCAAAUCAUUA